Durio zibethinus is the source of this 1269-nucleotide messenger RNA. The record is from RefSeq and is a predicted model, not a curated record. Lineage: Eukaryota; Viridiplantae; Streptophyta; Magnoliopsida; Malvales; Malvaceae.
AUGGGUCAUUUGCCAGAAUUUCCAAUUAACAACAAGUUACAGGUCUUAUCACUAUCCUGGACAAAAUUCAGAGAAAAAUUACCAAAAUCAAUUGGUAAUCUUAGGUUCUUGACAAAAUUAGAUCUUGUUAAUUGCUCUUUCUUUGGACCCAUUCCAUCAUCGGUUGCAAAUCUUACUAAUCUUGUGGAAUUGGAUCUAUCAGAUAAUGGUUUCAAUGGUUUAAUCCCUCCAUUUCAUAGAUCUGGAGUACCAAAUCUUGCAAUUCUCAAGUUGGGUGGGAACUGGCUUUCUGGGUCAGUACAUUCUUCUUUAUUUACUCUCCCAUCAUUACAUACAUUGUCUCUUGAAGAAAAUCUACUGGUUGGUAAAAUUGAUGAGUUCCCCAAUGCAUCCUCUUCGGUAAUGGGAUAUUUGAGGUUGGACGAUAAUGAUUUAAUAGGAUCCAUUCCCAACUCAAUCCUUCAACUCCCACGGCUUGAAGUACUUUAUAUUGGCGACAACAACUUUGGUUCUAUGAACCUUGACAUGUUCUUCCAACUCAAGAACUUAAGGUCUCUCGAUCUAUCCAAUAUGAGCUUGUUAAUUGGAAGCUACAACAAAAGCCCUAUAUUUCCCCACUUGGAGAAGUUAGCCUUAAGAUCAUGCAACCUUACUGGAUUUCCAGAAUUCAUCAAAACACAAGGCAAGUUGGCUGUUCUAGAUCUUUCUCACAACCAAUUAGCAAACUCCUCCUUUUCAAUUGAAAGCAACAACAAAAGCUUUACUAUUCCCCAAUUAGAUUAUCUUAACCUAGAGUCUUGCAACCUUACAGAAUUUCCAGAAUUCAUCAAAACACAAAACAAGUUGACUACCCUAUAUCUUUCUAACAACAAAAUCCAUGGUUUUGUGCCUAAUUGGUUGUGGAAGACCACUCUUUUAUCGUUAGACCUUUCUUUCAAUGCCAUUAAUUUUUCAAAAGAGUUUCCUUUCGGUGAUGCAAACUCCUCCUUUUCAAUUGAAAGCAACAACAAAAGCUUUGCUAUUCCCCAAUUAGGUUAUCUUAACCUACGAUCUUGCAACCUUACAGAAUUUCCAGAAUUCAUCAAAACACAAGACAAGUUGACUACCCUAUAUCUUUCCAACAACCAAAUCCAUGGUUUAGUGCCUAAUUGGUUGUGGAAGACCACUCUUCUAGACUUGUACCUUUCUUUCAAUGCUAUUGAAUUCCCAAAACAAUUUCCCUUUGGUGAUGCAAACUCUUCCUUUCCAAUGCUGAGGGGGUUAUAUUGA